CCAGCUGUUUCCAAUCUAGAUGAAGAAAACAAGUGGACAGUCCACUACACGGCAUCUUGGCACCAACAAGAAAAUGUCUUCCUUCCCUCAUCCAGGCCUCCAUGCGUAGAGGAUUUGCACAAGCAAGCCAAAGUGAACCUGAAAACUGUUCUGCGAGAAUGUGACAAGCUUCGAAGGGAUGGCUAUCGCAGCUCCCAGUACUAUUCCCAAGGACCAACAUUCUCCUCCUCUCCAGACAUGGUUUGCACAAGCUAUCCAGAAGAUGAUGAAGAAUACAGUCGAAAGUUUUCAGUCUCUUCAAAUGAAGAGGAAAGGCUCCUGACCGGGAAGAGACCUAAAACCCCAGUUCCUCAGGAAUUUUCUGAUACACACACCAACUGGACCAAGGCUCUUCCAUUACCCACUCCAGAAGAGAAAAUGCGUCAAGAGGCACAAGCAAUACAGACUGAUGUGGUGCCCAUAAAUGUUACUGGGGAGAAUUUCGACCGCCAAGCCAGCUUGAGGCGGUCUCUUAUUCACACUGACACUGUGGUAAGACGUCCAAAGAAGGUCAAAAGGAGAAAGACUAUAACAGGAGUCCCAGACAACAUACAAAAGGAGCUAGCAGCAGGUGCUGGACAGAUAGGUUUCAGAGGACAUUCAAUGCACAUACCGGAGAGCUAUAAUGCACUGGACAAUCUAGAGCCAUGCCUCUCACUUUCACAGCGGUCUGAAACCAGGGACUUCAGUUGCCAAACUGAAGAGAUAAAGAUAGUACCUCCCUCUGUCCGAAGAAUUAGAGCCCAGAAAGGACAAGGCAUAGCAGCUCUAAUGUCUAGUUCUUCUGGAAAUAUGUCCACCCUGAGCGAUCCUGCAGGAUGUACUUUACGGCCCAAUGGCGAUCUGAAUUUCCGCAGUUUACCAAGGACAGGAGCUCGGGUCUGCCUGCAGUCCCUUGAGCAAAGGAAAGAGAGCACCAACAGAAUAGAAGACUCUUUUAUUACAUUGCCACGUCAGCUAAGCAAAUUGCAGGUGGAUGACAGUGUUAUUCACCUCAGGAAUAACCAUAGAGCUGGAACACUCACAAGGCCAAAAUCCCAAGAAGUUAGGGGCUCAGAAAGAGAAGUCUUUUCAAACCCAGCUUGUGUGGUUUCCCCUCAUGCAGCUUACUCCACAAGUGUCAUCCCCAAUGCCAUGUUGUCCUCUUCUUCAGAGGUGAUAGCCAUUAACACAUCUCAGAGUAAUGGGCAACUGGAAAUUAAAACAACAUCCCAUGGCUCAUCUUCCAAUAGUAAAAGUGUAUGUCGAGAGCUCAAUGUCAAUGUUAAGGGUGAUCACCGCUUCUGUAGUGCUAAUUGGAGUGAGAACAGUUCACUGAGGCAAUCUCAGGCCUCAGAUGCAAUAUCACCUGGUGCCAUGAUGAUUAUUAACUUGAGUGAACAUGUAAUGCCUCCCAACAAUACAAAUAGCAUGAACAAUAGCCCGCAAACAAUACCAUACAAAAUAAAUGCAGCCUUAAAUAGCCACCCACAUGACAGCGAUACACACAGUGAAUCAAGCUACUCAGAUGGUCGACAAAGAAAUGGGAGCAUAACCAGCAGCACUAACAGUGCAGACCAGUGGCCAUGUGAAACUAGGGAAAAUGACAGUAAUGUCCCUUUAAGGAAACCAUCAUCCGCUGUCUCUGGCUCUCCUGUUAGUAAUAUGAGCACUUGUAGUUCAGACAGGAAAGCCGACUCCAGCUCACUCUAUUCUCUGGACCAUGAUGGCUACUACACUUCAAUGCACAUGGAUUCUGGAGUUGGAUCAGGUGACCAGAGGCAACACAAUGGUGUUCAGAAUCCUCCACACAGCGUCAUCAAUAUCUUUGAUAAGAAAGACACUCUGAACCAGGAUGAUAGGUCAAGUUAUAGUGACAAAUCUCUUACCCGCAGCAUAUCUCUGAAAAAGCCAAAAAAACCUCCUCCCUCCUCCAUCUAGGACAGACUCUCUAAGGCGUCCUCCUAAGAAAGACCUCCAGUCUAAUGGCCAGGUGCUUAAUGAAAAGCUUAUUGCCACUCUCCAGCAAUCAUUACAGCUAAACUUGAAGAGUAAAAGUGGCAGCUCACCAUCGCAGAGUCCGUGCAGCGACUAUGAGGAUCCUUGGGUUCUGCGCUCUCGCAGUCAGAGCACAGUAAGUGCAAGUAGUAGUGGACUGUCUGCCACAGCUGCCAACAUGUACUCUAUUUGUCCUAUUACUCCCUCUCAGAGUGAGACAAGCAGCAUAAGAUCUGAAUAUGCUGAUCAGUGGAGUUAUUACAUUGAUGAGCAACCAAAAUCUACAUUGCACUCUCCUAAGAAAUCGUCACAUUCUUCUGAACAACAAAUGCAUAGUGGUCUAUCCAAACCAAUUAAUGCAUCGCCUGAAAAGCCUUGCAGAGUCACUUCACCUUCUAGUGGAUAUUCAAGCCAGUCAAAUACCCCAACAAAUUUAACACCUGUACCACUACUCUUGAGAAGUAUGUCUCCAGGAACUGGAAAAAAUAAAGUAAAGCCCAAAGUGCCUGAAAGAAGAUCUUCUCUGAUCUCAUCAGUCUCUAUGUCUUCAUCAUCAACUUCUCUUUCAUCAAACACAUCAGACUCUGCACCACAGAUUAUCAGAAAAGCUUCCAUGGUCUUGCCAUCUCCUCCAACACCCCCCCUUACACCAGACCCACCCCCUCCACCCAUGAUAAAUGUGGUUGACAAUGUUUUUUUGCCAUCAUCUCCGAAUCUCCCACCUCCACCUCCAGAGGCAGGAGUGUUUCUAUCACCUGGUGACAAUCUGUGGCUGUCACAUUCAGAAAAUACUGACAAAUAUACACAAAAGGCAUAUCUCCCACCAGCUCUUCCCCCUCCCCCUCCUCCUUUUCCUACUUUGCACUCCAAGGCUGCUCCCAAAGUUCCCCCUUUUAACACAAAAACACUAAAAAUGAGAAAGAAUGAGCUGUUGCCUCAAAGAAAUGAGGACAAUGUGUUUGUUAAUCCACUAUAUAACCCUCCAAAUAAACCAGAAUUAAUAAGUCCAAUAGCUCCUCUUAUUACUGCUCAGGCACUGCAAAUGGUGCAGUUAAGGUCUGUAAAAAAAGCAUCACAACCAGCAGCUGAAAAUAUAGCUGAGCAGGUGCUAGAGCCAAAACUUCAGUAUGAAACGUCACCCUUAUUUUCACGGCCAUCUACAGUGCCAUCUGUCUCUUCAGAUCUCAGAUACAGUGAAAGCAUCAGAGAAAAUAAAAAUCCGAACUUGCACGAUGAGCAGCUACAGUACUCUGAUUCUCCAAACAAGUCAGCUAGAUUUACUACUGUUAAAAAUACGAAUGGUGGAUACAGAGAAGAGAAAUAUCGGGAUUCAACAUACAAUGGAGACAAAACUAUGUUGUCCGAAAUGUCAUCGCCACAAGAGAAAGCAAGUACUUCCCAAAGUCCGCCAAAUGCAUCUCCCAACAAGAAGCCUCCUCCUGUUUCAAAGAAGCCCAAAUUGUUUCUUAUCGUUCCACCUCCGCAGCUUGAUUUGGCAGCAGAAAAAAUAGCUCAAGUCAAAGAAAAUGUGAGAAGCAUGCCAAAAGCCUCUGAGAAUGAUUCUGUAAGCGAACAUUGUGAGGAGGUAAAUGGUCGUGUAGCAGAAGAGAACAGUUCAGUAGAGCUUGCGAGUUUGAAUUGCCAAGCCAGAGAAGAGGCUGUGUCCUCCUGUAAAGUUGCAGAGGACAUCACAAUUUUUACUCUGUCUCCUGCUCUGGAAAUCCCAAAUCACCAGGAAGAGGAGGAGCAGCCUACAAUGUCUGAUGAGGCCAGCAUCCCAGAUGGCAAGAAUAGGAGCACAAACUGUGACCAAAAAAUAUUCCAGGAAGAUGAAACUGGGUGAUGUUUUUGAAACUGCAAGUUCACCCCUUCUACAGACCAAUGACCGAUUCAAUGGCAGUGAGGAAAUAUUAAAUCCAACCAGGCCUAGGACUACUGAGGAUUUGUUUGCAGCCAUUCAUAGAUCCAAAAGGAAGGUUCUUGGUCGCAAGGAUUCUGAUGAUGAUCGCUGUAGAAAUCACUCGCCCUCUCCACCGGUCACACCAACUGGAGGAGUCCCAAACGUGAGCUCCUUUAAGCAGCCUGGGGCAAUCCAAAGAAGUAUCCGAAAGUCUAGUACCAGCAAUGAUAAUUUCAAAGCCCUGUUACUAAAAAAGGGAAGCAGGUCGGAGUGUGGCUCUCGUAUGUCUGCUGCGGAAAUGCUAAAGCACACUGACCCGAGGUUUCAAAGAUCACAAUCAGAUUCAUCCCUGGAGUUGCCAGACAGUCCAACAUUGAGUUCUCCAAGCAAGAAUAAAAGAGCUCAGGAGGAAUGGGCCAAGAGUGAGGGAAUUAUGCCAAGAAGCAUGUCAGUUUCUGGGACUAGGUACAGUCGCUCCAGAACACCACCAUCUGCAGCCAGCAGUAAAUACAAUGUCCGGAGCCGCCUUCAAAGCAGUCCCAUGACAGUGAUUUGUGAAGGGGAAGGAGAGAUGGCUGAUGCUGUAGAAAAUAGCUGUACAAAGGCACCACUUAUGAACACAAUGAGCCUGGACAGGUUUCAAAGAAUGGACUCUGAGUUGAAUUUCUCUUUUGGUGCUGACAGUUCCAAUCCCAGGGUUCACAUAAACUUGAUGAGUAGACUUUCAGAUGUCAGCCCAAGCAAAGACAAUGACUCGUCGUAA
Molecule: messenger RNA, 4679 nt
Organism: Staurois parvus
Lineage: Eukaryota; Metazoa; Chordata; Amphibia; Anura; Ranidae
Source: the annotation of a GenBank genome assembly